AUGGAUUACCACAUGGAUUAUGCUCCCAAUGAGGUAAUUUCUCAACAAGGAGAAAGAUUUGUCGACAGAUAUGUUGAUAGAAAAGUAUUAAAGAACAAAAAAUCAUUGUUAGUUAUUGCUUCAUUAUCAGUACUUUCAAUUGUUAGUUUUGUUUUAUUUUAUUUUUCUCCAAAUGGUAGAAAAACUGAUUUAUUCAAAAACUCAUCAGUUGAAAACAAUAAUGAUGACUACAUAAUAAAUAGCUUGUUAAAAAGCCCAAAUGGCAAGAAAUUUAUUGUCUCCAAAAUUGAUGAAGCUAUAUCAUUCUAUGAUAACAAAAAGAAUGACAUAAGUAAAUACAACGACAGUAAAAGCUACAACAACGCUGAUUUUAAAGGCCUUAGCUUAUUUAAAGAAAACACCCCAGCUAAUAAUUUUAUAUAUAAUAAAGAUUAUUUUAUAAAUUUUUUUGAUAAUAAAUUCUUAAUGAAUAAUGCAGAUCAUAUAAACCAAUUCUAUAUGUUCAUAAAAACUAACAACAAACAAUACAAUUCUCCAGAUGAAAUGAAAGAAAGAUUUCAAGUAUUCUUACAAAAUGCAAACAAAGUAAAUAUGCAUAACAAUAAUAAAAACAGUUUAUAUAAAAAAGAAUUAAAUAAAUUUGCUGAUUUAACUUAUCAUGAAUUUAAAAGUAAAUAUCUUAGCUUAAGAUCUUCACAACCAUUAAAGAGUUCUAAAUAUUUAUUAGAUGUAAUGAAUUAUGAAGAAGUUAUAAAAAAAUAUAGAGGAGAAGAAAACUUCGACCAUGCCGCUUAUGAUUGGAGAUUACACAGUGGUGUAACACCUGUAAAAGACCAAAAAAAUUGUGGAUCAUGCUGGGCCUUCAGUAGUAUAGGUUCUGUAGAAUCACAAUAUGCUAUCAGAAAAAAUAAAUUAAUAACUUUAAGUGAACAAGAAUUAGUAGAUUGUUCAUUUAAAAAUUAUGGUUGUAAUGGAGGACUCAUUAAUAACGCUUUUGAAGAUAUGAUUGAACUUGGAGGUAUAUGUCCAGAUGGUGAUUAUCCAUAUGUCAGUGAUGCUCCAAAUUUAUGUAAUAUAGACAGAUGUGCUGAAAAAUAUGGAAUCAAAAAUUAUUUAGCUGUCCCAGACAAUAAAUUAAAAGAAGCUCUUAGAUUCUUAGGACCAAUCAGUAUUAGUGUAGCUGUAUCAGAUGAUUUCGCUUUUUACAAAGAAGGUAUUUUUGAUGGUGAAUGUGGUGAAGAAUUAAACCACGCCGUUAUGCUUGUUGGUUUUGGUAUGAAAGAAAUUGUUGAUCCAUUAACAAAAAAAGGAGAAAAACAUUAUUAUUACAUAAUUAAAAACUCAUGGGGACAACAAUGGGGAGAAAGAGGUUUCAUAAAUAUUGAAACUGAUGAAUCUGGAUUAAUGAGAAGAUGUGGAUUAGGUACUGAUGCAUUCAUCCCAUUAAUUGAAUAA
This is a messenger RNA of Plasmodium adleri (nom. inval.), 1455 nucleotides long. RefSeq names its product falcipain 2. The coding region runs from base 1 to 1455 and encodes 484 amino acids. Gene Ontology annotation, molecular function: cysteine-type endopeptidase activity. The transcript has a single exon. The record is from RefSeq and is a predicted model, not a curated record. NCBI's taxonomy places the organism in Eukaryota, Apicomplexa, Aconoidasida, Haemosporida, Plasmodiidae. Gene Ontology annotation, cellular component: lysosome.